Molecule: messenger RNA, 2153 nt
Organism: Cryptococcus amylolentus CBS 6039
Lineage: Eukaryota; Fungi; Basidiomycota; Tremellomycetes; Tremellales; Cryptococcaceae
Exons: 9
Coding region: 577-1953 (458 amino acids)
Source: RefSeq, a predicted model, not a curated record
CACUAUUCUUUCCUUUUUCCCACCUUACGUCAACGGACUCCCAUUAACCCGAACACACAUCAUUAUGGCGGACAGAUUUACUAGCCCAAGACCUCUCAGCAGCGAGGAAAUGUGGGCGGGCUACGAGGCCCCUGUGCCCGAGUACCUCAAAAGUAGAUUCGACGACUUCUCUACGCCAUCUCAAUACCCCGCACAACGGCUAACAUAUGACCUUUUCCCAUACAGCCAGACAGCCGAGAAACACGGCCUGAGACUGUUCAAAGUUUCUAUCAGGGAGCAAGUCUGGAAUCUCGUUGAGAUGGGCCCAGAGAUGGAAUCAUUUGCCAAGACGCAACUGGAAAACCAGCGCAGACUCCCUCCAGAUAUCACGGGGCUGGGAGAGCUUCUAGAUUUCGACGGUAUGAGACAAGACGCGAACAGGAUAUUUCGCGAAGGCGAUUACAUGACCGCAGUAUGGAACUACGUGUCCAAUUGGUCAAUGUUUCUCCCCUGGCAUGUUGAUGCUUUACCGAGGACACAUCCCCUGCGACCCAAGCUGGGCGAAGCGUGCGUCCUAAUCGUACAGACUCUUCAUUGAUGCUGAUCUCACCUCGGCCAACUGACGCGGAACAUCACAGCGAGGCUUCUCUCUUCAACAACAUGUCCGCAUGCUUGUUGAAGAUAUCUGAGGCGGCCAAAAAGUAUGAACGAAACGACUUCGGUAACUUUUACAUGGACGCAGCUUUCAAGACGUCUUGGGUGGCCCUUGACAUGCGCGAAUUCGCCAAAGUCAGGACUGUAUACGGCUCAGCUAAACGGUCUCUGAGCUUGAUCCGUAGACUUUUUGCAGUCACCCCUAGUCCGAACGUCACCGCCGCCAAUAUCGACGCUAUGUGCGCUUACUAUGCUGUUCAAGCGAAGGUUCUGGAGAACGUUAACAAGGAUAUCAUGUUCAAGGAUUUGUCCCCGGAGAAGAAGAUCCCUUGGCCCUCUUUUGAUGACUAUUGGGCUAUGGGUCCCUUUUGUUGGGGUACAACACAUGGCUUGGUACAUGUAAACAAGGAUCCGGUACUAGAGGCGAAGCGAGAAAGGAAUCAGCCAAGAACCCUCACUGAAGAAGAGCUUUGGGCAAUUUGGACGGAAGAUGUCCCAGUGCCAACGGAGCCUCUCGAGUACCGCCAACCUGCUGACGACUAUCCAGAAUUCCGCUUCUGCUACGACAACAUGCCUAUCGGCCGGAUUUACGAAACGCGACAUAUAUGCCGGGCCAAGCGAGAGGUGUACGAAGUGAUCUUUCGGGCUUGUCGGGAUGACGUGUCAAGAGAGGCAUACAAUCAUGUCAUGAGAAGUCAGAGGGAGCGAUCCGUCACGAGUCAUCCUUGGGGCGCGAGGCUUAACGCUGCAGUGGCAAAGAAGGAGGAAGGGACCGAUCUUUACCGGGCCAAGAACAUCAGAGCUGCUCUCUCUACUUACAUUGACGCCUGGGCUGAGCUGCUUCCGCACCACUACAGCUCGCGCCUCACCUUUGAAUGGGUUAAUAGUGGAGCUGGAUCUCUCGAGGCAAAGCUGUGGUCCAACAUAUCCGCGGCUUGCAUUCAGCUCUCAAAAUCGGUCAAUAGCGAUUUCCGGAGGUCCACAUUGACCCUACUAGCGUUCAUGAGCGCCUACUUUAGUUGGCAUUUGCGAGAGUAUACCUCGGUCAAUCCUGUGAAGAACAGCUGUACUCGUCUAUUGGCAACCGUCUCCGACGCUUCCAUCAUGCUGACAACGCUCCAGCCGAAGAUUGAUACCCUGAAGACUCUCUGGCAGCAACAAGUGGAUGUGCUGCAAGGUGCCGACGAUGAGCUGUUCAUGGCGCUGGAAAGACAGAAGAGGGUACCGAAUGCUAUGGGCGAAAGAGAAUGGGCGGAGGUUGGGCCACAGACUUGGAUGGGCGAGAUUGAGAAGCUCAAAGGGAAAAGGUUGUUUGUUUGAUUGUAGAUUCACAAUCCGUGCGAUUUUGUUCCAUCAAGCAGGCUCAAUGAUACCAUGGAUCUGUGAUUGUCAUACAGGGUGGACCUCUGUGUCGUACAUUAACCGGCUGAAAAACGACAGUUUUGGACUAUGAAAUAUGAUUUAAAGACCUAUGGGUUAUAGAAGACAUAUUAUAUUGACAUGGAUCCAAUAGCCUGUAU